UUGGGGCCUAAAGCCACUAGGGUUGAGCCGUUCUUCUGGUGAAGAACCCUUGUGGCUAGUAGAAACUUUGGAAGAACAAAUCUCAUCAAAGAAAAACUCUGGAAGAACAAAAGGAGUGCCGUUCAAGUUAAUUGUUGGAAUAAUACUUUCUUCUUGAUGUUUUUCUGAACCGAAACCCAAAUUUCUGCUUUCCAAUUGAAGUAGUAUCUGGUGAGAAGAUGAGUGCUCGGAAGAAGACCCCUUUCCAGAAGCAUAGAGAAGAGGAAGAGGCAAAGAAAAAGAGGGCAGAGGAUGAAACAGCUCGUCUGUAUCAAGAGUUUGUGGAAUCGUUCCAAGCGGACAAUACACCAGGUUCCAAGGCAUUUGUUAGAGGGGGAACCAUCAAUCCAAAUGAUAAAUUGAAGAUGGAUUCUCAAGGUGGAAAUUCUAAAGAUGAGGGGUCAGGUUUAAAGAAGGGAAGUAGGUAUGUGCCUUCUUUCUUACCACCUCCUAUGGCAACUAAGGGAAGAGAUCAUGAAAAGAAGCAGAAGGAGGACAAGCCGAGAGAAAAAGAGAAGGGCAAGGCUAGGAACAUUGAUAAUUUCAUGGAGGAACUGAAACAUGAGCAAGAAAUGAGGGAAAGGCGUAACCAAGACCGUGAACAGUGGCGUGAUCGUCAUACUGAAAAUUCUGCUCCAUCUAGUCGGUUUGAUGAACUGCCCGAUGACUUUGAUCCUAGUGGAAGGCCUGGAUCAUUUGAUGAUGGAGACCCACAAACGACAAAUCUCUACGUAGGAAAUCUAUCACCUCAGGUUGAUGAGAAUUUUCUUUUGCGCACAUUUGGGAGAUUUGGCCCCAUUGCAAGUGUAAAAAUAAUGUGGCCAAGGACUGAAGAGGAAAGAAGGCGACAGAGGAAUUGUGGUUUUGUAGCUUUCAUGAAUAGAGCUGAUGCUCAGGCUGCAAAGGAUGAGAUGGAAGGAGUUAUUGUUUAUGAAUAUGAGUUGAAGAUUGGGUGGGGUAAAUCUGUCUCUCUGCCUUCUCAAGCACUCCCUGCUCCUCCUCCAGGACAUAUGGCUAUCAGGAGUAAGGAGGGUGCAACUGUUAUCUUAUCGGGUCCAUCAGGUCCUCCAGUUACUACUGUUUCAGGCCAGAAUUCUGAGUUGGUUCUCACUCCAAAUGUACCUGAUAUUAUGGUUAUUCCACCAGAGGAUGAUCAUCUUCGCCAUGUUAUUGAUACAAUGGCUCUGUGUGUUCUCGACGGAGGUUGUGCUUUUGAACAAGCCAUAAUGGAGCGAGGCCGUGGAAAUCCUCUCUUCAGUUUCUUGUUUGAGCUUGGCUCGAAGGAGCAUACUUACUACGUUUGGAGGCUCUAUUCUUUUGCUCAGGGAGAUACUCUUCAACGAUGGAGGACAGUCCCUUUCAUCAUGAUAACUGGUAGUGGGAGGUGGAUACCACCCUCUCUACCAACACCGAAAGGAGCUGAUCAUGAAAAAGAAGCUGGGAGCACAUAUGCUGCUGGAAGAAGCAGGCGAGUGGAGGUUGAACGGACAUUGACUGAUGCUCAGAGGGAUGAAUUUGAGGAUAUGCUCCGUUCAUUGACACUAGAAAGAAGUCAAAUAAAAGCAGCAAUGGGUUUUUCUUUGGACAACGCUGAUGCUGCUGGAGAGGUUGUUGAAGUUUUGACAGAGUCGUUGACACUUAAGGAAACUCCAAUACCAACAAAAGUUUCUAGGCUCAUGCUUGUCUCUGAUAUUCUUCAUAAUAGUAGUGCUCCUGUGAAGAAUGCAUCUGCUUAUCGCACCAAAUUCGAAGCCUCUUUACCAGACAUAAUGGAAAGCUUCAAUGAUCUAUAUCGAAGUAUAACAGGGCGAAUUACUGCCGAGGCACUUAAAGUACUGUGCCUGUCACCUACAUUUGAUCUGCACUCGCUACAUCUUUUGUAUCCUUUUUUUAAUGUGUGGUUAAUUUUUCCUUACACGUUACAGGAGAGAGUUCUGAAAGUGCUUCAAGUAUGGGCUGAUUGGUUUUUGUUUUCGGAUGCCUAUGUCAAUGGUUUACGAGCUACCUUUCUCCGAACCGGGAACUCUGGUGUGACCCCCUUCCAUUCUCUGUGUGGUGAUGCACCUGACGUGGAACAAAGGACCAGCUCUGAUGAUGCAGGUGAUGGCGGCAAAAUUAACCCAGAUGGUGCUUUGGCAAUUGGCAAAGGAGCUGCGAUGAAGGAACUGUUGAGCCUUCCACUUACUGAGCUAGAAAGACGAUGCAGGCACAAUGGUUUAUCUAUCGUAGGCGGUAGGGAAAUGAUGGUUGCUCGGUUACUUUAUCUGGAAGAAGCUGAAAAGCAGAGGGGUCAUGAACUGGAUGAAGAUUUGAAAUUUGCAAGCCAUUCAAGUUCUGCUAGGUUCCCCAGUACUCGGAAAGAUAGCAACCUUGAGUUGGACAGGAUGGCUCCUUCUGAACGGAACAGUCAAGUGGAUUAUGACGUACAACUCAAACAAAGAGAGUCUGUAUCUUCACACCAAACAAAUUCUGCUCCACACUAUAAUUCAAUUGACUUUUCCAGUGAGGGCAAAAGUGAGACAAUUUUGCCUACAUCUAAAUGGGCCAGAGAGGAUGAUGAAAGUGAUGAUGAACAAAAGAGAAGUUCUAGGGACCUGGGGUUGACAUAUUCAUCUUCUGGAAGUGAGAAUGCUGGUGAUGGGCUUAGCAAGAUCAAGGAUGCAGAGCUUACAACGGACACAAGCAAUUCAGCAUACCCGGAAAGUGGAAUGAACGAAGAGUUGAGGCAAAAGCUGAGGCGUCUUGAGGUUGCAUUGAUUGAAUAUCGUGAAUCUCUUGAAGAACAAGGAAUAAAAAGUCCGGAUGAAAUUGAGAGGAAAGUUGAAAUCCAUCGGCAAUGCCUACAAUCUGAAUAUGGUUUAUUGAAUUUCAGCGAAGAUACAUCAAAAAAAGGAGGCAGGUCAUCUUCGGAGAGGAGAGAGAAAAGAGACGAUGCUCGUGAAGCUUCUAGGAAGCGGCAGCGCAGUCGGAGCAGAAGUGGAAGCCCUCAGUGGAAAUCUUCCAGCAGAGACCGUGAUAGUGAUAGGGAAAAGCGUCGUGAUAGGGAAAGGAAGAGUGGAAGUAGGGAGAGAGAUGAUCAUGAUAGAGACAAAUCUAGGGAGAGGAGACGGGCCAGAUGAAUACAUAUGCACUGUGCAAAAUGACCAUAAAUACAGAGUAGUUGCACUAUCAUUCCUCGGUAGAGAUGCAUUUGAGCAUUUUAUCUUUGCUGGGUGGCAAGGUUGCACGAUGAUCCUCAAUGGCCCCUGGAAGUAAGGUCCUCUUAUUUUGGUACUCGCUAUGCUCUGCGCCACACAAAGAAAACAAUGUUUCCGUAUUCAGCUCUAUGGUCUAGCAAAUUGUACAAUUGCAGAGAAUCUCAUGAAUGGCUGUAACUCCAUCUUACUUUAUGCUUCAGAUUUUUCCUGCAUUUGCUAAUGCGUUUACUGGA
Solanum verrucosum is the source of this 3469-nucleotide messenger RNA. RefSeq names its product protein RRC1-like. Gene Ontology annotation, biological process: RNA processing. The record is from RefSeq and is a predicted model, not a curated record. Gene Ontology annotation, cellular component: nucleus. NCBI's taxonomy places the organism in Eukaryota, Viridiplantae, Streptophyta, Magnoliopsida, Solanales, Solanaceae. Gene Ontology annotation, molecular function: RNA binding.